This is a messenger RNA of Histoplasma capsulatum G186AR, 399 nucleotides long. RefSeq lists its product as uncharacterized. The record is from RefSeq and is a predicted model, not a curated record. The coding region runs from base 1 to 399 and encodes 132 amino acids. The transcript is spliced from 2 exons. Lineage: Eukaryota; Fungi; Ascomycota; Eurotiomycetes; Onygenales; Ajellomycetaceae.
AUGCCUGCCUUCCAUGCUCCAAAAAUCGAGGUCGGUAUUAAACAUUUACCCCUUAACACACGAAUAUACGGUCCUUCAGACGAAGUCAGCUUACAUGGCAAUCUCUGGACUCCGUCGGCCUGGUUUGAGGAGGAGAAAACCGUCUCCCGCCGUUGGGUUUGUGGGUUACUACAGGCCCUAUACCCUUCCUUUCGCCUUCAACAGCCUUCACCCCCGCGAAGUAAUUGGAUGUACAUCUCCUUUAAUAGGUCUAACCUUCUCCACCUAAUCAAUGCGCCGAACCCAGUGUGUCAGGCAAUGAAUAAAGUGCAGAGAACGCAGUUUCUUGAGUCAUCCUUCGAGAUCAAGUUUCGUGGCUAUCCAUGGAAAGCAGGCGGAACUGAGACUGUCCAGACGUAA